AUGAUUGAAAAGUUCAGGUUGGUAGUUUCUGAACCUGGAGUUCAGUUACUUGAUAUUGCUGUUCUGCUGAUACGAGUAAUUCCGUUGUUUCUUAUGUGGAAAAACCUUGGUUUCUCCGUCUUUCUUGGACAAGAAAAACAGGCAGUCUUUCAAUUCUCCUCUUCAUCUGUUUUAUUGCCGAUGGACAUAAUCAAAUCUCCUGUGAAAUCCGUAAAUAUCUUUGGUUCCCAGUUGAAAUCUUGGGAAAUUGAACAGACCCACUUGAGAUUUUUGGAUGCUUUCAAAAAAACUCCAACUUUAAGAUUGAAAGUCUUGAGGGAGUCUCCAGGUCUAACUCAGGAGAUCAUAGAUAACCCGCAGAAGAGCAUUGGAACAACUGAGAAGGGUUCUGAUACUUUCAAGGAGAUGAGACAUCGAUUUCUUAGUUUCAAAAAGGAUAAAUACCUGGAAAACUUAAAACAUUAUCAAACUCUUGCUGAGGUACAAGCACCUAAGUUCAUGGUGAUUGCUUGUGCAGACUCUCGGGUUUGUCCCUCUACCAUCCUGGGGUUUCAACCAGGAGAAGCCUUUGUGGUCCGGAAUGUGGCAAACCUGGUGCCACCACAUGAGAAUGGACCUACAGAAACAAAUGCAGCUCUUGAAUUUUCUGUGAAUUCUCUUGAAGUGGAAAAUAUACUAGUUGUUGGUCACAGCUGCUGUGGAGGGAUCCGUGCCUUAAUGAGUAUGCAAGAUGAAAAAAAUUCAAGUGGCAGCUUCAUUAAAAGUUGGGUAAUAGUUGGAAAGGCUGCAAAGUUGAGAACAAAGGCUGCUGUUUCAAACCUCGAUCUUGAUCAGCAGUGCAGGCACUGUGAGAAGGAAUCAAUUAACAUGUCAUUGUUGAACUUACUCACUUAUCCGUGGAUAGAAGACCGGGUAAAAAAGGGGACGCUUUCACUUCAUGGUGGCUACUAUGACUUUACUGAUUGUACAUUUGAAAAAUGGACGCUUGAUUGCUCCAGACGCACAUCAAAGGUUCAUGGUGAAUACUCCAUUAAAAAUCGAGAAUUUUGGUCUUGA
Fraxinus pennsylvanica is the source of this 1056-nucleotide messenger RNA. NCBI's taxonomy places the organism in Eukaryota, Viridiplantae, Streptophyta, Magnoliopsida, Lamiales, Oleaceae. The record is from the annotation of a GenBank genome assembly.